This is a messenger RNA of Lolium rigidum, 2940 nucleotides long. RefSeq lists its product as uncharacterized. Lineage: Eukaryota; Viridiplantae; Streptophyta; Magnoliopsida; Poales; Poaceae. The record is from RefSeq and is a predicted model, not a curated record. The transcript has 10 exons. Bases 1 to 2202 code for a protein of 733 amino acids.
AUGCACGACAAUGGAACCUUGCUGCUGAUUGGGAUUCAGUGCUUCGGCGUCACGGAUCUUGUCAAUAAGGCCCUGGACGAAGAGGAGGUAAUAACGGCAGUCAGUCGUACUGGACAGGAGGUGGCGGAAGGAAUCAACUCAACUGAAUCCGAGCUGACCUCAAAUCGCGGCACCGGCACCGGCACCGUGGCGCCACGCGGGGAGGACGAGUGGCUGCGCGUGCACGGCCGGGUCGUGGCGAUGCUGCCGCAGGUGGAGGCGCUCGCCGCCGCCCGCGCGCGGCUGGAGGCCGUCAACGCGCUCCAGCACGAGUUCUGGGAGGCCCGCGACGCACUCCUCCAGCAUCGCCUCCUCCAGGCGGAGGAGAGCGUUAGGCGUUGGGAGGCGGCCUACAUCGACCUGCAGCCCUCCGGGGAUGAUCAGAGGUUCGCCGAACUCCAACGGAGUGACUUGGAGGACUUAGCAACUUUUGUAGAUGUUUUCGCUGCAGAAAACGCAGAAUUUCAGAUAAAAGUGAAGGAAGUUGACGCUGGUGCAGAUCAUAGUCAAGAUCCUGCAGACCACGAGCGCAUAACAGAAGAUUUAAAAGCAGAGCUACAAAAAUUGAAGCAAGCUUAUGAAGCCCUUUGCUCAGAGAAGGAUAAGAAAGUUUCUGAAAUAACUGCAGAAAAGGAUUUUGUCCGGGACCAGUUUAAGACACUGGAGCGGGACUAUGCUGAUUUCCGUAGCUACAUGAACAAUAAGUCUACACAAGCUAGUGAGGCAGCGUUAGAGCUUCAGAAGAAUGUAGAACAGCUGCAAGUUGCGUCCCAAAAGAAGGAUGAGGAGAUUCGCAAAUUGCGAGCACGAGUAAAAGCUGCCGAGGCCAAAAGGAAAUCGGUACCUGAAAGUAAGCUACAAAAAAUGGACUCUAUGCCCAAGAAGAUAGACGAAGAAAUUGAGAAAUGCAAGGAUCGGCAACCUGAGGCAAGUCAAAGGCACAAGAAAGAUACGAGUGGAACACCCAAAAAAGGCUGUUCUGAAGGUCCUGCUUUAGUGACGGAAACAAGAAAUUAUUCUUCUAAUCAAAUGCUAGCAGAAGACGGGCGACCUGAGGCUAGCCAGAAGCGCAAGUGUGCCACUUUCUUAUCUAAUGUCUCGUCCGAGGAGAGCAAGGCACGGUCAUCUGUUGCUGUCCAAGGAAAGCUGGAAGGACAGCAGGUUCAUUGCACACUUCCUAAUAUUCAAAAGAUGUCUUCUACUUCUCGUAUUGAAUCAUGUGGUGAGAUGAAUAUUGACUUUGGCUUUAAGGCCCAAGAGGUUAUGCAAGCAGCGGCGAUUCUUGAUGAAGCAGACCGACUUAAAGUUGUGGAACUUGGGUACUCAACUUUCCUAAACCUAAAGUUGGGACCAAUCAGCCAGCGCAAGGAAACCUAUCAGUGUAUGAAGCUAGUUGAUCUGGAAGAGGAUAGGAUCAAGGUGCAGCUACAAAAUGAUGUAAUUGUAUACAUCAGACCAGAUGAGAUCCAUGAUCUCUUGAUGCUGCCCCAAGGUCCUAAGGCCCCCCUCAAGUACAAUAUGCAACAACAUCCUGACUUUAAGCAAUUGCGAAGUGAAUUGGGUGAAACUGGAAGGUUGGAUACUGUGAAAAUAUUGGAGUUGAUGGAAAAAGAGGAGAACAAACAAUUGAGGCUCAAAUGUUUUUUCCUCAUUCUCUUUUCAAGAUUUCUAAUGCCUACCACUUCACAAACUAUUAACGUAAAUGCAGUGAUGUACACAAGGCAUUUGGCAAGCCUCAAGGAAUUUGACAUGUGUACAAUAGUAUAUCUGCAUCUCAGGGAGUCUAUCAAACUUUGGAAGAAGCAGAGUCAGGAUGCAAAACCCACAUCACUUACUAUGUAUGGUUGCCCAAUCAUAAUUCUGGUAUUUAUUGUAGAUAAUUUGAAACUGACGGAUAGCGUAAACAAGAAUCGUCCUCGGAUCAAUGAGUACAAUAUGGCGACUUUGAUGGAAACUAUUUGUAAGGCUAAGGACAAUGGCAAGAUCUCCUUCGAGAACUGGAAGUUGAAAUCUCUAGAGGAGAUCUGCUAUGCGCAAUCAUCAAGAUUUUGCAUCCUGUCCGCAGUUGACUCCCAAGAUGUAAGAUCUGCUAUGGCGAUUUCUGCAGUGCCUGAGUCUCAAGCUAUCCAGUCCAUGAGUUCAGAUCCUCUCUUCAGUGCAUAAUCCUGAAUCUUUUGGAUUUCACCAAGCACAAGUUGAUGCAUGCAUAGCUGGAUUAUCUGCAUUGCAGCCAGUUGGCAUUGCUUCCUGCAGCAAUGCUGGUGCCUCCUGCAGCAUUUCUGAAGCUGCUGCCAGCACAAAGAAGGCUGAUGAAGGAGCUGCUGAAGAUACCAGCAAUGCUGCUGCAGCAAUGUUGAUGCCUACUGAAGCUGCUGCUGCUGCGGUGCCUGAAGCUGCCAACACAGCGGUGCCUGAAGCUGCCAACACAGCUGUGCAAGAAGUUGCCAAGUCAAGCUGUGCUGCCAAGAAUGCUGCCAAGAAGCCUGGUGCUCCCAAGAAGCCUUCCAAUAAGCCUGCUGCUGCUGCUACGAUGUGCAGCGCGAGGCUUAAUGCUGCUGCUGCUGCUGCUGAGGGCGUAACUUCACCAAUUAGGAAGCAGAAGCGCAAAAGACAGUAGAUGUGUCCCUAAGAAGAAGGUUGAUGUGUCCCUAAGCUCCCCCAGUUGUGUUAAAACUUUGUUAGUUCUGAACGUGUAUGCUGUAAAACUUGUUAGUUCUGAACGUGUGAAACUUCUGCUGUUCUGCAAGGUGUUUGCUUGCUCUGUAUAUUACAAGGUGCUUGCAGCUUUGCUUGAUAUGUAAUUAAACUUGCUCUGUAGGUAGUUCUUGUUUGAACAUUAUUAUUAGUCAUGUGUAUCUGCUGCAGUGUUCGGAGUUUGAACAAAAUAUUAUUAGUCAUGUG